GACAUCGCGAUGUACAGCGUUGUUAUUUUGGCGCGGGGUUUUUGAUACUGUUGUCCGUGAGCGAUUUACAAAUGGAGUUACUGGAAAAUUUAACUUUAUUAAAAAUCAACGAGCUAUCUAACGUUUGGGUGGAUACUAUAUGGGAGCUGGACUUUACUGAGACCGAGCCAUUGGAUCCCCUUUUAGAAGCACAGAUCACAGAAAGUGGCCUAGAUGUUUUUAGAAACAUCUAUAAUGGAUUGCUGCCUUUUUCAACAGACAACACUCCCAACACUGAAAGCAUCUGGACCCAGUUUACUAAAAAUAAUAUCCAGUCCAAUGCCCUAGUGGCCUUGUUAUACCACUUUGUUCAGCUGGUUCAGAAGUCAUCUUGCAGCGUUGAACAGCGGCAAUAUGCUAUGAAUGCAGCUGGUCUUUAUUUUUUGCUUCUUGAAGUUCCAGGCAGUGUUGCCAACCGGAUAUUUCACCCAGUGAUGUUUGAUAAAUGUUUGGACACUUUGAAAAAGAGCUGGCCCCAAGAAAAUGUCAGCAGAGGAAAGCGUAAAAAAGACACUGUAAAAAGUUCCCAAAACAAAACUAAAGGUAGGAAGCGGACCAAACCACGACAAGAGGAGAUGGAGAUUGAAGAAGAAUCUGAAGAUGAAGAUCAGCAGGGGAACAUGUGCUUUUCCCCAAAUGAUCUGCUUAAAAUCCGGGAGGAAAUUUUUUUAUUACUCAAAACUUUGCUGCGGCUUCUGUCCAAGUUAUCAUUGAAAGAUAAACCUCAGUGUAUUCAGCACUGUCUUCAGAUCUUAAUUGAAGUAACACAUUAUGAACCCGUCAUCAGCCAGUUGGCUUUUUUUGCUGAUCCGGAUGUCAACAAGAUGAAAACCCUUCCUGAACUAUGCUAUCAUGGCCUCAGAGUUUUAUGUUCUUCUAUGCAUGGGGAAGGAGAUCGGACUGUGCGUCGUGUCUUCCAUCAAAUGCUUUAUGUGAUUUUAAUGAUGAGUGGAGGUGAUGGAGGAAGUCCUUCCUUGCUGUCCAUUACUCAGAAUGUUGUCAGUGCCAGGGAGCAAGCAGUAAAAUUUGUAAGUCACAUGGCAAAAGAAAUGAAAGAAAACAUUAUACCAGUGAUGCGUAUCCUUCUCCAGCAUAUCUGUACUAAGGUGACAGACAAAGCGGAGUAUCGUACUUAUGCAGCCCAAGCUUUAGCAAAACUUCUGUGUGAGCUGCCCUCUGCAAAUUAUGCUUCCUUCAUCGAGUGGCUAUACAACUUCUCUCACAACACAAAGAGCCAGUACAGGGUUUUUGCACUUGAUGCUUCAAUGGCUUUAUUGGAGAACCCUGAAUUGGAAAUGAACGAAACAGUAGACCCAGAACAUGCCAGAUUUUUAAAACACAAAUUCCUGAUUGAAGAAAUAAUCUUUAGGCGUUGUUCGGAUAAAGCACCAGUUGUUCGCAGCAGAGCACUGACCUGCUUUGCACAAUGUCUAGAACACAUAGCUUCAAUGUCAGUGGAUGGUUUUCAGGAUGUGUUCCAAAAGUCCUCUGCAAAGUCAAUGACCGAUGGAGCAUUCUCUACAAUAUUUCCUGAACAUUCAGAAGCUAGUUCCACUGCAGCACGCCAACAGCAAAAAAGUAUGGGAGUGUUUAAGUCAGUUGAGCUUACAAAGAGAACAGAAGCACAUAUUUUUGAUGCAAUGGAGGUUAUGGACAUAUUAAAGGUUCGAGCAACAGAUGAAAAAGUUAAUGUGAGAAAAUCAGCCUUGCAGGUGCUUACUAAUAUUUUGAAGUUUGGUAUUGCAUCAUGUUGCCCUGAGGACCUUUCCAUAUUACAGGAUCGAUGCAGAGAUCCUGCAGUUUCGGUCAGAAAACAAGCUUUACUUUGCCUCACUGACCUGCUUUUGACUCAUUCAACCAACAGUGUAGUGCAGAAAGCGUGGCUUUCUGGUGUGGUCCCUGUGGUGCUUGACAGUGAAACCUCAGUUCAAGAAAAAGCAUUGGAAUGUCUAGAGCAGUUAAUCUUGCAGCACAUCAGAAACUACAGCAUACAGUUUGAGAAUGACCCCCAUCAAAAACUAGCCUGGGAUCUUUUGUCACUUCUUAGUGGUGAAAACCAAGACCUGUGUCGCUACCUCAGUAAAGCCUUUGCCAUUUGGUCCAAGAAAGAGAGAUUUUCAUCGUCCUUCAUCAAUAGUCUCAUCUCUCACACGGAGACAGAUCACUCAAGUGCUGCUUGGAUGCUGUUAGCCAAAGUGGCAGGUUCAGCUCCUAAGCUUAAUUAUGGCAAACUGCUAGAAGCCUGGGAUGAUAUUGUGAGUGAAAAAGAAGUGCUUUCUAGUACGACUUGCCAUAUUUUGUGUGUUAUUGGGCACAUUGCUAAACAUCUCAACGAUGACACCAAAAGUCGUCUAAUUGAUGAUAUAAAGAAGUGCAUCCUGUCUUUCCGUGCUCCUCUAGUAGUGAUCAGUGCUGCUGUGGAUUCCCUACAUAAAUUGGGAAAGAGUGAGUCCUCGGAAGAGACCCAGACCUUUCUGAAUGAGCAUUGUGGUGAGAUCCUCUCGGUUUGCAGUUCUUAUCUUUCAAGUAUCAUUCUUUGCGAGGAUGGUGUGGAGCACAUUGACGAAGACUUAGUGGUUACCCACUUGUUCACUUUGGGAGAAGCUGCACUGCUGUGUCCUGCAAAAGUAGACAAGCGUAUUUUCCUCCUAGUGCAAUCAAUCCUGGCAUCUAAUGUCAAUCUGGAUGCUGAUGCCUCCGUGGAUACAGAGGAGGGUAUACCAGCCUCACAGCCACUUUCUCAAUUCAAGACUUCUUCUAUGCCCACUACAGUGAGGGCACAUGCUUUCAUCACAUUGGGUAAGCUCUGUUUACAGCAUGAAGAACUUGCUAAGAAGUGCAUUCCGGCAUUGGCUCGUGAGCUGGAAGUGUGCGAGGAAAUCCCCAUCCGUAAUAACGUUAUCAUUGUGAUGUGUGACCUGUGUGUGCGUUACACUACUAUGGUUGACCGCUAUAUACCCAACGUUUCUGUGAAUCUGAAGGACAAUGAUCCUUUCAUCCGCAAGCAAACCCUCAUUAUGCUCACCAAUCUUCUUCAGGAAGAGUUUGUCAAGUGGAAAGGCUCAUUAUUCUUCCGGUUUGUCAGUGUGCUUGUUGACCCUGAUCCCAGCAUUGCCAGUCUUGGAGAGUUUUGCUUAGUCCACCUUCUGCUGAAGAGGAACCCCAUUAUGUUCUCACAGCACUUCAUUGAGUGCAUUUUCCAUUUCAAUAAUUAUGAAAAACAUGACAAGUACAAUAAAUUCAAGCAGACACAGAGAGAGAAGACCAUGUUUUCUUUGCAAGGAGCCAAAAACAAAGAGAGGCGCAUGAAGAUUUACAAGUUCCUGCUGGAGCACUUCACUGAUGAACAAAGGUUUAGCAUCACCUCCAAAAUCUGCCACAACGUCCUUGCUUGUUUUGUGGAUGGUCUUCUUCCACUGGACUCCGAAGGCGGUGACCUGCUGUCAGACACAUUUGAGGUUCUUGGCUCGAAAGAGAUUAAACUGUCUGUGAUGAGGUCCAAGCCAGGGGAAGACGGCCAAGGGGAUGACGAUGAGAUGGCAAUGGCUAAUGCUGUUAUGGAAGUAGCCCAGAAGAAGCUCAUUUCACACGUUCAGAAGAAGAAUUUCAUUGAGAAUGUUAUUCCCAUUAUUAUUGUGUUGAAAGGCAUGCUGGAGGAGAAACGGAUUCCAGCUCUACGAGACCUCAUGAGCUAUCUGCGGGAGAUGAUGCAGGAUUACCGAAAUGAGAUCCAAGACUUUUUCACAGCAGACAAGCAACUGGCAGCUGAGCUGGAGUAUGACAUGAAGAAGUACGAGGAGCAGCUGGAGAAGGAGAGACAGCAGGAAGAAGAAAACAUGGCUUCCGCACCAGAGCCAGACGCGGAUGCUACUGCUGGUACUGCAGCUGCCAUUCCCAAAACCCCUCUGCCUCCAGUUCAGGAUUCACCAGCUGUAUUGGUGCCCAGGGAUGUCUGCGUAACGCCAGACUCCAGGAGCUUGGUUCAGCAGCUUGAGAACAAAUCCCCACAUACCCUUCCCCGUGCCUUACCACAGCCACUGCGGGUCACGGCUCUGUUGUCUCGGGCCAGGCCAAAGUCACUGAGCACAGAUGCCAUCUUGAAUUCAGCUAGGAAGAUGACAGAAAGUAUUAAAAAACAAAGGAGCCAAAGCAUUGGUGCAGGUGGCCACAUUCCUUACAAAGAAAACCCAGAUGUAAAUGAAGCAGGAUCCCUGCAGGACCAGUCUGCAAGCAGCCAGUCAUCUGUUCACAUGAGGGCGAUCAGUACCCCAGAAUCAACAAUUAAUAAUGUGACGUUUGGAGUGGGAGUGAGUUACAUCUGUAGUUCAAAGUCAUUUUCAAAGUCGUCAGUACAUGGAGAUGGGCAAAGUUCAGAGAAAAGCAAAAAAGAAAUUCUCUGUCUGCAGUCACCCGACAAACCGUCCCCACGGCCACAGCAGUGGAACAUUGAAUCGCCAUUACCUCAAAGGCAGCUGACCAGAAGCACAAGAAAGAAAACUCCUUUAAGGCCAACAAACUGAAAUCCAAGUAUUUUUAGUUUUUCUUUUCUGUAUAUGCAAGCCUUUCAUGUUGUAUUGAAUAUUCUGUCUAAAUAAUCACAGCUGGCAAGCCUUUAAAGCACCUUACAGUUUUUUUGGAAACCUGGCCAACCUCUCUUCGCACACCUGCCAUUCUGCAUGUUAGUAAGCCUGUUUGUAAAUUAUUUUGACUAUAACUACUUUCUCAGAAUAAUAAUAAUAAAAACAUUACAAGUGAAAAUUUUUCUUUUUUAUUCACAAACAUAGAAAUUUCUUUUUGAAUUCACACUGUUUAUACAAGGGUUUCUUUUUGCAAAUAAUCCAAGAAUAAAAAGAAAUCUGAAA
Polypterus senegalus (gray bichir) is the source of this 4901-nucleotide messenger RNA. RefSeq names its product non-SMC condensin II complex, subunit D3 (gene ncapd3). Gene Ontology annotation, molecular function: histone binding. The transcript has 35 exons. Gene Ontology annotation, cellular component: condensed chromosome, centromeric region; condensin complex. The coding region runs from base 72 to 4559 and encodes 1495 amino acids. NCBI's taxonomy places the organism in Eukaryota, Metazoa, Chordata, Cladistia, Polypteriformes, Polypteridae. Gene Ontology annotation, biological process: mitotic chromosome condensation; meiotic chromosome condensation. The record is from RefSeq and is a predicted model, not a curated record.